AUGGAUUUCCUCAAAAGCCUAGAUGGAACCUCGCGAAUCGGGGUCAUGUUGAUCGCUGCCAGUGCAGUCUACUUGUGUUUCAGCCGUUUGUUACUGAGCAGAAUAUCCCUACGCGGCCGCAAAAAUUCCACAGCCCGAACCCCUCCACGAUCCAUAUCCCCAGACAAAAGGAAAGCCAAUAGCACCACAUCACCAACAAGUUAUAACCAGGCCCUUCCACCAUCACGUAGAGAGGCACUCCUUCAACAGAAAGGGGCCGUUAUACGCUGGAAAGAAGUUGAUGAGUCCGAAAUAUGCCAGAAUCUCUUGCCCAUGACAGCCAACUUUAGGACCAGCCCAGGUAACUUAUAUACACCGACUGGCUUUUCUGUCGACGACGUGAAGGCUUUGGGUGAUUUCCCGGACUAUGCAACGCUCAGUGGAGUUCCACUUCCUCGGCCCUAUCCCGAACAUCAACUUGAAAAGGCGCUGCCCCGCCCAUAUCGCCCUUUUCGAUGGUCGUAUCAUCAAACAAUGUCAUUGACAAAACUGGAAACCGAUUGGUGGAUCGAGCUUGAGAGCACAUACAAGAGCCGCAUUGCUCAACGUAAAGAGCUAUUUGCCAAGAAUGGAAAGGCAGUUCUGGACGCCCUCCCUGGCUCCGAACUAGCAUGCAAAGAGCUCAUGGAAAUGGUACUCCAAUACAUAUGUACCAGAUACCCGCAGUAUUUCACGCUGGUGGACAAGCGGAUAUUGCAGAAUCGCAUCCUCGACACUGAGCAAGAUAUCCGGGCCAAGCCCCCGCUUGAAAUCCUUCUUGACAAUGUUCCGGAGGAUUUUGGACUCAUGUUAAGAGAUGAUGAGACGGGCUUUUAUUUCUUGCGUGCGGCAGUAAUUUGUUCGGCACUUGGUUGGAAUGUUGCCUCCAAAAUCGGACGUCAGUUGCACCAAAUCCAUGCACCGAUCCCGGAUUAUAAGGAAAAGAUGCAGUUCUCAAUGGACCGUUUCUUCACCAAAAUGCCGACAGAAAAGCCGAUUCAACGAGGUUCAUGGGGUCUCGAAGUCGGGGAGCCACUGUAUAUGCCACCAGGCGAUCCGCACGAGGGCCUUCGGAAAACCCAAGAUCCAAAUUUGACAAUAGAUGACUGCAACCUGCGGGUAGACUGGCAGACCCUUCGUCGUCUUCCACUCUCUGCAUCCGUGGUAUUCAACUUCAAGGCGGUUUUCAGUCCCAUCACAGAAUUCCGCGAUGAGCCUGGCGUCCCGGCACUGGUGGCAAAGGUUGUGACAGAGGGAAAGAAGAAACUCAUGGAGUAUAAGGGUGUAUGGCAUGUUCAGCAUGUUAUUCUACCGAAGUUAGAAGAGUGGGCAAAGGAACAGGAGGAGAAUGGUCUUACACCCAAGGAUUGGGAGGUGGCCACGCUAGAUAACAGUCCGUGGUAUGAAGGCUGGAAAGAUAAGUGGCAUCGACAGCAAGGAUUUUGA
This is a messenger RNA of Penicillium manginii, 1464 nucleotides long. Its product is annotated as heme-dependent oxidative N-demethylase family protein. The record is from RefSeq and is a predicted model, not a curated record. The transcript is spliced from 3 exons. Bases 1 to 1464 code for a protein of 487 amino acids. Lineage: Eukaryota; Fungi; Ascomycota; Eurotiomycetes; Eurotiales; Aspergillaceae.